This is a messenger RNA of Camellia sinensis, 432 nucleotides long. Lineage: Eukaryota; Viridiplantae; Streptophyta; Magnoliopsida; Ericales; Theaceae. The record is from RefSeq and is a predicted model, not a curated record.
AUGCAUCUUGCAUUUUCCAUGAAAGAGCUUGGCAAUAUUUCUUAUGUUCUUGACAUCUCCGUCCAACAUACUCUUACUGGUUUUUCUCUCUCUAAAGACAAGUAUGCUACUGAUUUGCUUGCCAAAGCUGGCAUGAUUGAUUGUAAGUCAUGUGCUACUCUUGUCUUCAUGAAGCCUCUCUUUGCUCAUGAAAAUUCUCUUCCCUUCAAUCAGGCAUACCAAUACAUGCAUGCUCCUAUUGUGGGUCAUUUUGCAGCAGUGAAGAGAAUUUUGAGAUAUGUCAAGUUAGCCGAUAUUUUUGCUAAACCAUUGUCUAUAGCACGAUUCUCUACUCUUACUUCCAAUCUCAUGGUUUGUCCUACACCCAUUCGAUUACGGGGAAAUGAUAAGGAAGAUAUUAUAGAGUCUGCUAAGAGAGUUGGUACACAAUAA